Sceloporus undulatus (fence lizard) is the source of this 2898-nucleotide messenger RNA. RefSeq names its product WAP, follistatin/kazal, immunoglobulin, kunitz and netrin domain containing 1 (gene WFIKKN1). The transcript has 2 exons. Bases 62 to 1798 code for a protein of 578 amino acids. Lineage: Eukaryota; Metazoa; Chordata; Lepidosauria; Squamata; Phrynosomatidae. The record is from RefSeq and is a predicted model, not a curated record. Gene Ontology annotation, biological process: negative regulation of transforming growth factor beta receptor signaling pathway. Gene Ontology annotation, cellular component: extracellular region. Gene Ontology annotation, molecular function: receptor antagonist activity; transforming growth factor beta binding; serine-type endopeptidase inhibitor activity.
AGGAAAAGAAAAAAGAAAAGAGAGGCUCAGCAGUUGGGUUGCAAGCUCUCCUUGCAGGCGGAUGCCUUUCUGGACUUUCUUGGGGAAAGGAGCAAAGCCAGGAGGAGCAGCAGCAGCAGCUCGAGAGCAUCAUCCAGACCCCAUGCUGCCCUCACUCAUCCUCUCUCUGCUGUCUGUCCUGGCAGAAGGGGCCAGCCUCCAGCCAAUCAGGAUGAACCACCUGGGAGUGUGCCCCAACCAGCUGAACCCCAAUCUCUGGGUGGAUGCCCAGAGCACCUGCGAAAGGGAGUGCCACACUGACCAGGACUGUGAAGGCUUUGAGAAGUGUUGCACCAACGUCUGUGGCCUACGGAGCUGCGUGGCUGCCCGCUAUGCAGACGGAAGCCUCUCCUCCCUGGAGCAAGUGCAGGAGGCCACAUGCGAAAGCUUUGUCUGCACCCAGCAGGGCUCAGACUGUGACAUCUGGGAUGGGCAGCCAGUCUGUAAGUGCAAGGACAGGUGUGAAAAGGAGCCCAACUUCACCUGUGCGUCGGACGGACUCACCUACUACAACAAGUGCUACAUGGAUGCCGAGGCCUGCAUCCGGGGCAUCAGCUUAGCCGUGGUGCCUUGCAAGUACAUUUUCACCUGGCCCAACACCAGCCCAGUGCCAAUGGAGACCACAGCUCACCCAACACCUGGCACGGCGGCUGAGCUGCCCAUCCCACCUGCCCUCUACAACAACCCUUUCCACCAGUUGGUCUACAUGGGGGGCACCGUGAGCUUCCACUGUGACGUCAGUGGGCGGCCCCGUCCUGACAUCACAUGGGAGAAGCAGAGCGACCAUCAGGAAAACUUCAUCAUGCGGCCUGACCAAAUGUAUGGCAACGUGGUGGUGACCAACAUUGGCCAGCUGGUUAUCUAUAAUGCCCAGCUGGAGGAUGCUGGGAUCUACACUUGCACGGCCAGGAACUCUGCCGGACUCCUGCGAGCGGACUUUCCACUCUCGGUCAUCAAGAGGGAACACUCUAGAGGAGAGCCCAGGGCGUCCAGCACUCCAGAGCUCCCACCCGGGGAGUGCCUGAAGGAACCUGACAAACAGGAAUGUGAGGCCUACCAGGUCCGCUGGCAUUUUGACGCCAAGAAAGGCUCUUGCGCCACCUUCCGUUAUGGUGGCUGCGGGGUCAACCAAAACCACUUUGCUACCUAUGAGGCAUGUCAACUGGCCUGCGUUAGUAACGCAGUCAACCUGUGCACUCUUCCUAUGGUGCAGGGGCCCUGUAAGAACUGGGAGGCGCGCUGGGCCUAUAACCACCUGAUGAAACAGUGCCACUCCUUCAUCUAUGGUGGUUGCGAGGGCAACGAGAACAACUUUGACAGCAAGGAGAGCUGCGAGGAUGUCUGCCCCUUUGCCAAGACCUUGCAGUGCAAAGCCUGCCGCCUGAAGAGCAAGAUGGUUCUGAGCCUGUGCCGCAGUGAUUUCGCCAUAGUUGGGCGGCUCAUGGAGAUCAUUGAGGACCAGGACUCCGGGAUUGCCCGCUUUGCACUGGAUGAUGUCCUCAAGGACGAGAAAAUGGGCCUGAAGUUCUUCAACAUCAAGUACCUGGAGGUGACCUUGACAGAGAUGGACUGGAACUGCCCUUGCCCCAACAUGACCACAGAGGAUGGGCCCCUCAUCAUCAUGGGAGAAGUGCACGAUGGCAUGGCGGUGCUAGACCCCAAUAGCUACGUCCGGACCGCCAACGACAAGCGGGUCAAGAAGAUCUAUGAGCUGCUUGAGAAGAAGACCUGUGAGUUGCUCAACAGAUUCCAGGACUAAUGUGGGUCCUUCUCCCUUGCGAAGGAGGGAGGACAGUUCAGAUGUGUCCCUCUGCAAAAGACAGUCCGCCUCUGCUCAUAGGACUGGACUGGCAUCUGGCAGGGCACAGCUUCUGCUGCUCUUGGAAGCUCUGCAUGCCUCACAGCCCUGGUUGCUUGUGAGCAGAGAAGGGGAAUCCUGACUCCCAUCCUCAGCCCAGGCCAGUUUCCAUGGACCAGUCCCGUGUUUUUUAUUGUUUUCCGUUAUUAUCACUCUUCUGUUACCGUGGGCUCUACUAUCUUUGUAACUACCUAUUGUCUGUUUUUUUGUGUGAGCUGUAAUUUAUCUGCGUCUAUAGUGCCCUUCUACCCCAGCUACGACUAUGUGAAAUAAUAAUGUUUGAAAACCAACUUUGUUUCAUCUCCAGUCACAGUGGAAAUAGUUAGCUCCUCCUUGCUUUCUGUUUUAAUGGCAAAUUCUACACCUAACCAAGAACCACUAUGGAGUUUAUCACAUGAAGGCAAUCGAGAGUUUAUCCCUGUGAAUAUCCUGGGGAAAUCGCGUAAUUACGUGUAACGAUUUCACACGACGUCACACAAAACCUGCCAUUAAAGUGGUCCCAAAGAAGCAUUAACGUGCAUCUUUUUACUUGUGGGAUAUCAGUGACAAUACAUUUCCAAUAUCACUUUAUUGGUGCAAUUGUGUGUGAUAAUCAUUCGCGCAAUUACCUGCCAUUUUCACUUUCUUUGUGGGAUGCUUUAAAUGCGCUUUAAUCUCUCUUUAAUGCUGAAAUUAGCCCCAGUGUGAUAAACACCUAUGUUGAGGACUAGUAAGGCAAAAGGGGACUAGUCUUACAGCAGACAUGGUUGCAAGAGGUGAGGAGGGGUUGCUUGUGAAAGAAAGAGGAGAUGUGGUUAGAUUUCCAAGCAUUUUCUUUGUACACAUGGCCCAUUUGAUUCACAAACUGGACAAUUAAUUCUUGAAUUAACCAUAGUUUCUCAUUUCAUCCAUACCAAGUUGCCAGCCUCAAAACAAGCCAGGAUAUUAAACUAACUUCUGAGUUAUUCCAAAGGUGGUGGCCCUGCUUUAUUGGUUCUCAUAAAACAGGAACAUGAACUCAA